Columba livia (rock pigeon) is the source of this 7333-nucleotide messenger RNA. It is a transcript of the gene SLC45A4, whose product is annotated as solute carrier family 45 member 4. The transcript is spliced from 8 exons. Gene Ontology annotation, cellular component: membrane. The record is from RefSeq and is a predicted model, not a curated record. NCBI's taxonomy places the organism in Eukaryota, Metazoa, Chordata, Aves, Columbiformes, Columbidae. Bases 539 to 2881 code for a protein of 780 amino acids. Gene Ontology annotation, molecular function: sucrose:proton symporter activity. Gene Ontology annotation, biological process: transmembrane transport.
GGCCGCUGGUGCCGGUGUCCCCGCCGCGCUCGUGCCGCUGUGAGUGACCUCGCUCCUUCCUCCUUUCCCCCCCCACCCUCCCCGUCGGCACCGCCGCCUCCCCCCACCCCCGCCGCAAGGAGCAGGUCCCGGGUGCAGGGGGAGACCCGGGGGCAGAUUAAUCAGCCGCUCGAUGGGGAUUAACAGUGGAGCACCUCUUUGUGUCGCCUUUCCACCUCUCUGUAGCAAGAAUAACAACUUCAGCACUUCUUCAAUAAUAAUUAUGAAACUGGUAUUAACUGAAUGGCAAUUAUGGAUUUUUAACUCUAACUCACAGUAAACCAGCAAGCCAUAUGUGGAAAUUCCUACCAAAUAGCUUUUCGUUCUUGGUGUCUCGUAUCUAUACAAGAAGUUGCAAGAUACCUGUUUGUACAAGAGGAGUAUCAGCAUUAUUUGCCUGAGGAACAGAAGCUGAAAGAGAAGACACCUUAACUUGUUUGUGGAGUUAUGGUAGUGUUAUUUAUGUAGAUAUAACAAAUAUAUAUAUAUAUAUAUUUUUAUGGUAAUGAAAAUGGCUCCCCAGAAUGCUGACUCGGAAUCUAUGCAAGUUCAAGAUCUACCUGUGGCACAGCUUCAGAAACCAGAAACCAAGGAAAAUGAAAGCGGUGAGGAGACCAUUAGCGAAGGAUCCAUCGACCGGAUACCGAUCCGCCUGUGGGUGAUGCACGGGGCCGUCAUGUUCGGCAGGGAAUUCUGUUACGCCAUGGAGACAGCUUUGGUAACGCCCGUGUUGUUGCAGAUUGGUCUUCCCGAGCAAUACUACAGCCUCACCUGGUUCCUCAGCCCCAUCCUGGGCUUGAUCUUCACUCCGCUCAUCGGUUCGGCCAGUGACCGCUGCACGUUGAGCUGGGGCCGCCGGCGGCCGUUCAUUCUCGCUCUCUGCAUCGGUGUCCUCUUCGGGGUUGCGCUUUUCCUCAACGGCUCCGCUAUAGGUCUGGCUAUCGGCGACGUCCCGGACAAGCAGCCCAUCGGUAUCGUGCUCACGGUGCUCGGUGUCGUGGUGUUGGACUUUUGCGCUGAUGCAACAGAAGGGCCGAUCCGGGCCUACCUGUUGGAUGUGGUGGACAGCGAAGAACAAGACAUGGCCCUUAACAUCCACGCGUUUUCAGCCGGUCUUGGAGGAGCAAUCGGUUAUAUGUUAGGAGGGCUGGACUGGACACAGACCUUCUUGGGUAGUAUUUUUAAAUCUCAAGAGCAAGUCCUUUUCUUCUUUGCAGCCAUUAUUUUCUCUGUCUCCGUUGCUCUCCACCUUUUUAGCAUUGAAGAAGAGCAAUAUAACCCUCAGCAGGACAGGAUUGAUGAUGAAGGAGACACGCUUUCCAGUGUCAAAUUCAGCAGUAGCCUCCCCCCUUUAAAUCGACUGAAUGUAAUUAAUGAGGAGGAGCCCUACGGGGCCUCGAUGUUCCACGAUGAGGUUCAGUCAGAGCACGAUCUCAAUAUGGAGUUCCUCGACGUGAACAUUGUAAGAAGUAAGAGCGACUCGGUUCUGCACAUGCCCGACGCUACGUUGGAAAUCGAAUCGGAGCUGCUUUUUCUCCACGACAUCGAACCCUCCAUUUUUCAGGACGCUUCGUAUCCGAACACUCCCCACAACACAAGCCAAGAGACCAUGAAGUCCAAACUCAACCACUUGUCUGCUUUCCUCAGGGACAACGAGAAGGAGGAGGAAAUGUUGCUUGAUAAUCGCCUCCAUGAGGACAAAGGCCCAAACGAGAACGGCUCCCUACCAAAAGAGUUCCUCAACGGGCACGCUAGGAUAGGCAUGAAGCAAUCUAGCACUUCGAACUCCAUGCGAAGACGGCGGCACAUGUUCUACCGUCAACCGUCCUACACCUUCUCCUACUACGGCAAAAUAGGCUCGCACCGCUACCGCUUUCGUCGGGCCAACGCUAUCGUCUUGAUCAAGUCCUCGCGCAGCAUGAACGACAUCUACGACAUGCAGAAGCGGCAGCGGCAGAGGUACAGACACAGGAACCAGAGCGGCACCACGAACUCCAGCGGCGACACGGAGAGCGAAGAGGGGGAAACCGAGACCACGGUCAGGCUGCUGUGGUUGUCGAUGCUGAAGAUGCCGAAGGAGCUGCUGAGACUUUGCGUCUGUCACCUCCUGACGUGGUUUUCCAUCAUUGCUGAAGCCGUGUUCUAUACGGAUUUCAUGGGACAGGUCAUCUUCCAGGGCGAUCCAAAAGCCCCUUUUAACUCCACCGAAUUACACGCCUAUAACGCUGGAGUUCAGAUGGGAUGCUGGGGACUGGUGAUUUAUGCUGCUACUGCUGCUGUUUGCUCAGCCUUGUUGCAGAAAUACUUGGACAACUACGACCUUAGUAUAAAAGUGAUCUACAUCCUGGGCACGCUGGGUUUUUCUCUGGGCACUGCGGUCAUGGCCAUGUUCCCCAACGUGUACGUCACCAUGAUCAUGAUCAGCACCAUGGGAAUCGUCUCCAUGAGUAUCUCCUACUGCCCCUACGCGCUUUUGGGCCAAUACCACGAUAUUAAGCAGUACAUUCACCACAGCCCCGGCAACUCCAAGCGCGGAUUCGGCAUCGACUGCGCCAUCCUGUCCUGCCAGGUUUACAUCUCGCAGAUCCUCGUGGCCUCGGCGCUGGGCGGCGUGGUGGACGUAGUCGGCACCGUCCGAGUCAUCCCCGUGGUGGCUUCGGUGGGAUCCUUCCUGGGUUUUUUGACGGCCACCUUCUUGGUGAUUUACCCCGAAGUCAACGAAGAGCCAAAGGAAGAACAGAAAGGUUUAGGUCCUCCCGAGCCGGCCGAGAAGCCGACGGUGCUGAAGCUCACGCGGAAAGGAGCUGCCGCCUCGGGGCCUGAGAGCGAAUCCGCCGUGUGAGGCCAUCGAUUCUUCUUCACCCACAUUCCAGCGAGUGCAGGUGCACCAUCGAGAGCUUCUUUUUUCUUUUUAAUUAUUAUAUUAUUAUUUUUUUCCAGGAAAACAAAUUAGGAUCUUCACUACUUUGUAGCUAAAAUGACAGAAGAAAAGGCAGUUUCAUGCACAAAUGUAAAUGAAAUUCUCUAGUCCUUCAAAUAGAUUUGAACAGGUAGUCUGAUGCUAAUCGCUUUCUCUACAACUUAGACAUGUCAUUUCUGAACACUUUUUUAUUAAGAAUACAUUUAGGUUUCGAGUAAGUUUUAUUAAUCUGCAUGAGACUCACAGUGUAUACAAUUAGCAGUUAGAAGAAUGAAGUUUGGGGCUGUUUUUAACCUAACUGAAAAUGGAAGCUAUCUUAUAGUCUCUUGCUAUUAUUUUUGUCUAAACAUUUCAGAUGUCACUAGUGUAACAGCCGAAUCAAACGCCAAGACAUGGAUCCGUUUUGUUUCUCGUAAGCGCGAUAUUACCGGUCUGACAGCUCUUUACCGUUCGUUUUAGACCUCACGUUUUCGUUAGCGAAAUUGCUACAGGAUAUAGUUUGAUUUGUAAUUAAUUUUCUUGGUGUUAUGAACAUCAUCUCUGGAUGAAGCUGCCGUGGGGUUGGCUCAGUGGGAGGGGGCGUGAGGAUUCUCUUUGCUAGGGAAAGGAAUUAGUUCAUUAAUUGCACUUUUCACCAUCCUUUCACCUCCCGGUUGGGAAUGUGGCAGCCGAGGGAAAGACGCAGCGUCCGUACAACAAGGUAAAACCUCCGUCACUUUAUGGUAUGAUCUGGGUGCAUAAAAAUCUGCGUCUGAAACAGUUUUUUAGGCCUGAAAUUCCAAAUCGCUGGGCGUACAUUGCCAUUCCAGUCCCUGCGUUGGAGCAAUUUGGGGCUGGAGCUCUAGGGAGCUGCUGUACCAAUGUCAUCGGCGCAACCUCCGUAUCCCCCUCCCCUUGAUUCAGGACAUAGCUGCAGCGCAAAGACAUUUAUUUAAUGUGAAGAGUCAUAUGAACCCGAUUUCAACCAGCGUUUGGAUCUACGGGCGGCCAAAGCUCAGAGAUCCUUUUCAAGCUACUUUAGAAACCAAACUUCCAUUUGUCGUCUUGUAAAGAAGCGUUUGCGACGCUAUUCACCCCUUUCACACGGACCUCGGGGCCGCGCCAUGUGCAAAACCAGACACAUCACAGCUCGCUGGGAGAGUUUUGCUGCCUCAAAACUCCGCACAGGACUUAGGUUGGUUGUUAUUUUUCUUUUCAAGUGUCUGAGAAAGCCUUUUAUUUUCCUUUAGGGUGAAUAUUUUUUUUAGUUUAGAACACAUACUGUGAACUGUGUUCAGACAGGGGAAUGAUACUACUGAAGAACGCGAGACUCUAUUGAAGAAAUCAGUCGUGAGAAACACUUUGAACUUCUGCCGUGAACUUUAUCAUCUCAAUGACAUUUUAUAUAUUCUGCUGACGUUCAUAUAUAGCGGAGAUGAGUUGCAUUUCACCCUAUAACUGGCAUUCAUGUAAAAUAUCAUACACACUGAGCUAGCCAUUUUAAUAUUUGAAUUUUGAAGCUCCUUGAACAUCCUGCUUUUGGUUAAACAAAUGCUGGCAAGCGCUCCGUAUUUUAAUCUCUAUUUCUGGGAAGGUUCUUUCACAGUUCAAAACCCUUUUCCCCACGAUCUUUGCGGAUCAGCGUGGGUUCAAAUCACCGUUACUCCACGUAGCACCUUUGCAAGGCAGAAUUUCUUUCUCACAGCAUCAUUGAGCCCACCAAGGUCUGGCAGCGAAGAGGGAAGAGAACUGCAUGUUAAAAUCCACAUUUAGGGCAUUUUAUGGGGCCGUUUAAUGACGCUGUUUAAUUAUUCUCCAUAACACGUGAACACGCACGCUGCCUUGCAGCAGGAAGCUCCAUUUCACUCCCCUGUAAAGCCAAAGGAAAUAAUUACCCAUUGUAAACGUGCCGAGCUAUUUGUAGUCUUGCCAGAAGAAUUAAGUCGGGGAAGCCCCUGGCGAAGCGAAACCACCGCGCGGCCGCUGCUUUUUCUCCAGUUUGAGUUUUCAUUCAAUUCCCGGCACUUCUCAGGGUAGAGCAGGCAACGAUUUAUUUCUUCACGUGCCCCUUAUUUUUUGAUACGGGAAUGAUUAUUUUUUGUGCUGAUUUUAUGCGUUUUUGUGUUGUGGGAAGAGUUGAAGGGGGUUUAUUUUAUCCCUUGCAACAAGAAUUUUCUGUUUGUCGGUAUUACUGUAUCAAAUUCAUCCCACGCACUCCAGCUCUUUGGACCUUUCCCGCGGCCGGCGGAAGGUUUAGUGGGUUUAUCCCGUUUUGCUCUAUACUGUAAACAAUUUGACAAUUCCACGGUCCUUCUGGUGACCAUGAAAAACCAUCAGCGCUCAGAUUCUCGAGCGUCGCGCAUCUAGAAAUAUUUCACGUGCGAGCAGAGAAGCUCAAGCUUGAAGCGUUGGGUUUUGUACCAUUGGGUUAUUGCAAGAGUCCGCUCAGAUCCCAGAUGGCAAUUUGAGACUCCAGAAGCAAUAAUUUCUUAGGAAUGUUUCUCUUCCUGCUGGUUAGACUUUCAUAGAGAUUUAUUACCUUAAAUAGCCUUUUAAUAAUAGGAAUCUGGCGGUGAGCGCUCACGGAAAGACGCGGGUUGUUCAUCAUCGGAAGGGAAGAAGGCAGUAAAUCCACAAUCCCGAAAUGCGCCGUGUCCUUUUCCCCUUUGGCUUGGAGCUUCUUUCCAGCCUACGAAGUAACAGGAGAACCCCGCGAUGUGUGAGUUUUUCUUUGAAAUCCGGGGUUGAAUCUUUCUCGUUCCCCUCUCAAGUGCCCCCGGCACUUGGAACGACAGCGGUGACAACAGCGAUUAUCGCCAUGUACCUCGUUAAAACCUCAGUCUCAUCAUCACAAACGCGUCCGCCCGCCCUGGGUUCGGGUUUAUUUGAGGCGCGCGUGUGUCUAUAUGUGUCUGUGUGUAUAUACGUUGAUACACACGCUGCUCGGGCCAAAAUGUUGUGCUCGUCGUCGCUGUGUUCGAUAUUUUCAACUGAGUUCUUCCAGGUUUCCCUCAUCGUAGUCCCAUGCGAGAUGAGCUCAGCUAUAAAUAUGUAUUUUAUUUAAAUAACUAAGCAAACUCCUGCAUGAUAUUCCAAGCACAUGUAGCAGCUUCGGCAUCUGAAGUAUCUAUUGUGAAAGAGAAGCUGGUUUUAUUUGCAGCUGUUUUGUCCUCGUUUCCUUUGCAAUAGGCCAAAUAAAUGUAACGAACACCAAAUGUUGCACAGAAACGUUAUUAAUGACUGUGUAGAAGAAAUAUACCAAAUUUUAUUUUUCUUUGCAGAAACUUUAUGGUUACAGAGAGUCCUCUUGCUGUUCUUCUUCCUUAAACGACAAAGCUGAACGUUUGUAAAGUGCGUCCAAAAUGGUCAUUUUGAACAAGCGGAGCUACCCAAAGUUUUCUGGUUCUCAUGUUGCAUCCAGAAGGAGCCGUCGGCACAAAUAUCAACCAACCUUUUGUUUUCAAGGCCCGGGCAGGUAGGAAAUUGGGUUAAAUCAUCACAAAAAGGCUCAGUUACCUUUUUGGAAUGCGUGUUAACAUCUGCCCGGCUGCUCAGGAAGACGUUCCUGCUUUUCUAUUAAUUAUUAACUAAGAUCACGUCCUGAAAAACCCAGGACACGGUUCAAUUUGACGAGCUCCAACCUAUUAUUUACAUUUUGAAGCUGAGGGUGAAGCUCAAGGAGCAUUUAACUAAACCAAGAACCCUCUGAUGUAUCCAGACCUCAGCGACAGCCAAAUUGUAGGAGAGCGCCCCCCCCGAAAAAACCACUUUCCUCUCAACAAAUUGGCCGUUCCCAAUAUUCAUCAUUAUUUUUCUGAUGUAACAUGAACACUAAGCCCUUUUGGUAGCCAGAUGACCAGCUUAUUUUAAACGCCUCGUAUGAAUAGAAAGCGGCAUAUAGGUAUCUCAUAGUGGGGGAAAAAAUAAAAGAAAAUAAAAAAAGAUUAAAAAAAAAGAGAGAAUAUUUAGUUCCUUUGUGAACUGGCCAUAUGACAACUACUUUUUUAUCAACUUAUUAAGUUGGGGCACUAUAAUAGCUCUUGCUGAGUUUAGCAAUGUUUAUAAGCAUGUGUUAAACACAUAACGUUAAGUUUUAUGAGGAAAAAGGGAUAAAGAAAUGUCACAGAUGAAUGUUUGAGUGCGUAGACGGCAUAAUGUAUGUAUGGGUUUUUAUUUCUACACUGUCGAGCUUAUUUUCUGUUCAAAGGUUAAAAAGAGGUUUGUUGCAUGAGAACUGUUUUAUCGUGUUCUGCACUUUCUGUUCUUUUUGUAUAAUCUUGACUUUUUUUGUUUCAUUUACGCAUAGAAAAAUCAAUUUAGAAAUACUCGACUCCACAAGACGUUGUGUUUCGAUCCGUUGUUCUCAAGUUCGAUCUUAAUAAACGUUUCUAAGAG